Messenger RNA from Prunus mume (Japanese apricot), 2429 nucleotides. RefSeq names its product appr-1-p processing enzyme family protein. Lineage: Eukaryota; Viridiplantae; Streptophyta; Magnoliopsida; Rosales; Rosaceae. The record is from RefSeq and is a predicted model, not a curated record.
AAUUUUAGGAUUUAAUUCCUUUUUUUUAUUUGAUUUUCAUUUGCUCCGAAAAUUUCAGACUAGGGUUAGAUAUCCAGGCCCCUUGGUUCUAUGUAAUGGAGAAUUGAAUUCAUUUCAUUCUCCUACAGUUCCUCAAUUACCAAACGAGAAUUGCUAAGAAAUUGAGCUGCUCUUAAUUUGUUCCUGUGGCUCUGUAAGAGCUUGCUUGUGCAGAAAAUUUGAAUUUGGGUUUCUUAGCCAAGAUAAACGAAAGAAGGAAGAAGAAAAGGUCAUUAUUUGGUUGAGAUUACGCGCGGAAUUGUAAUUGGGAAACUCAGGGGAAUUCUGUGUGAUUAGUUUGGGUUAGCAUUGUAGAUUCAUGUGGGAGUUGAAGCUUGAAUUUUGAAACUUCUGGUGUAUAGAUAGUAGUGCUUUUGGCUACGGGACUGUGACUGUAAUUCAGAGUCACAAAAAUGUACCGGACUGUGGCCACAGCCACCACUGCAACCCGGGGUGGAUCUCCAACUGAUAAUGGGGAUUGUGUUGUGAGUUUGGAUCAAGUUCCUCGAUGGAGCAAUGCAGAUCAUCGUUCUUCCUUGGAAUAUGACAAUGAAGAUCCUUCGUUUUCAAAUAAAUAUUUUCCUGACCCUUUAACUUCUCAAUCUGGAGGGGAGAGCAGUAGCAGUUGGAUAGUCUCAAGAUUUCCCGUUGACCAUGAAAUUAAUUCGAAGAUAUAUCUGUGGAGAGGGAACCCAUGGAAUCUGGAAGUUGAUGCUGUCGUGAAUUCUACAAAUGAGAACAUGGAUGAAGCACAUUGCAGCCCUGGUUUGCAUGCUGCAGCUGGACCUGGUCUUGCAGAAGAAUGUGCAGCACUGGGUGGAUGUAGAACAGGAAUGGCAAAGGUUACUAAAGCGUACGACCUCCCAGCUAGGAGAGUUAUCCAUACUGUUGGUCCUAAGUAUGCAGUGAAAUACCAUACUGCUGCAGAAAAUGCUCUGAGCCACUGCUAUCGUUCUUGCCUUGAACUUCUCAUUGAAAAUGGACUGCAAAGCAUUGCAAUGGGCUGUAUAUAUACAGAGGCUAAGAACUACCCUCGGGAGCCAGCUGCCCAUGUAGCAAUAAGGACUGUGCGGCGAUUUCUGGAGAAGCAGAAAGAUAAAAUCGCAGCUGUUGUUUUUUGCACCACCACAUCAACUGAUACAGAGAUAUACAAAAGAUUGCUUCCACUUUACUUUCCUCGAGACAAACUUGAAGAGGAGGUUGCCAUGUCGAAGCUUCCUGCAGAUGUAGGUGAUGAAAAUGGUGAGACAAUUAUAGAUGAGCGCAAAAUCAGAAUAAAGCCUUUGCCCAAGAAGAAUAUUCCAAAGCCUCCUAAGGCUCCAGUUGAUCUUCCUGUGAGUGAUGUCGGCUUGGUAAGAAGGAAUUCAUCAUAUUUGGAUUCAUUUCUGGAUCCUGCUUUCAUGUCCUUAAUAAAAGAUCCAGAUCAGAGACGCAAGGAGCAAUGGGAGAAAACUGCUCAAGCGCAAGGUGGAUGGAAUUGUGCUAAAAUGCUUGGGUUUGGUGACCUUGGUGGACCUCCAUUGUCUGCUGCAGAAGAAUACUCACUUCAUUCAAGAUACCUUGCUAAAGCAAAUUCUCUUCAUCUUUCUGAAAUUGCAGAAAUGAAAAUUGUUUACCGAGGUGGGGUUGACAGCGAGGGUCGUCCUGUAAUGGUAGUUGUGGGGGCACAUUUUCUUUUACGAUGUCUUGAUCUAGAACGAUUUAUACACUAUGUUGUUAAGGAGUUUGAACCUAUAAUACAGAAGCCUUAUACUAUUGUAUACUUCCAUUCUGCAGCAUCUUUACAGCUUCAGCCAGACUUGGGGUGGAUGAGAAGAGUACAACAAAUACUUGGUCGUAAACACCAACGUAAUCUGCAUGCAAUAUAUGUCCUUCACCCAACUUUUGGACUGAAGGCUGCAAUAUUUGCUCUGCAAUUGUUUGUGGACAAUUUGGUCUGGAAGAAAGUGGUAUAUGUAGAUAGAUUACUGCAGCUCUUCAGAUAUGUUCCUCGUGAGCAGUUGACCAUCCCUGACUUUGUGUUCCAGCACGAUUUAGAAGUCAAUGGUGGGAAGGGUCUUAUUGUGGACCCAAGAACAAAAUAUGUGUAUCAUCGACCAUAGCGUCACACAGAGAGUUCCAUCGGGCACACACUGAAGGAGAUCCAUGGCUUGUGAUUUCUUGAUUAUAUUUUCUUUUCUUAUAGCUUAUAGUUAGAUGGGAGUUGAUUUUGUCUCGUGUAGAAAAAAGUUCAAUUUUUUUUAAACAGUUUUUUUCUUCUGUUUCCUGAAGCAAUGAUCUGUUUGUAUCUAAAGAUGAAAAUUAAUAAAUAUUAAUAUUCUUUCUUGUAUUAUCUUGGACAAGUCAAGUCAUCAAUAAAAUGUAAGUUGGUUUGAGCUUUUUCUGAAAAA